Molecule: messenger RNA, 2006 nt
Organism: Exserohilum turcica Et28A
Lineage: Eukaryota; Fungi; Ascomycota; Dothideomycetes; Pleosporales; Pleosporaceae
Exons: 2
Coding region: 30-1685 (551 amino acids)
Biological process (GO): protein import into mitochondrial matrix
Cellular component (GO): mitochondrial inner membrane
Molecular function (GO): protein-folding chaperone binding
Source: RefSeq, a predicted model, not a curated record
AGAACUCCUACCCUAUUCGUCUUCAGAGCAUGAGACCGCCAGCCUCAAGCACAUUUGCCGCCAGUGCGCGAUGCAUUCAGUCCGCCGCUGCGACACCGGCAGCCGCCUGUGGAAGAACUGCAGCGUAUAGACGGAUAUCAACGUUGCCGCGAACGCCGCAAGCGUCUGCUGCACGCAAUUCGCUGCCAUCGACCUCUUUAUCUUCCCCACAGACUUUCCUUCGCAGCGAUUUCCUGCCUCAAGAUGUCCUCUUCCGCACAUCUUCCGCAUACGCCCGCCACUUUUCUUCUCGCCCCGCUUUGUACGAGCAAGCGCAAAAGCAAAAAACCGUAAACCACGAAGAACCCGAACCCAAGAAGUCCACAACCUCUGAAGGCAGCACUGCGGAAGAGGCUGCAGGCGACCAAGCCAAGAAGGAGGGCGAGGAGGCAAAGGAAAAAAAAGAGGGCGAGGAAGAGACUGGCGAACAAAAAGAAGGUGAGGAGGGUCAGAAAAAAGAGAAACAAGAUACACCCCCACCUCCACCCCACGGUGACAAGACUCCGUGGCAAGUCUUCACUGAGACGCUGAAGCAGGAAUUCCAGGCCUCCAAAGACUGGAAUGAGGGCACAAAGCAAUUGGGUGGUGCGCUGCACGACUUCCAACAGAACCCCAAUGUCCAAAAAGCCGGGCAGCUUUCUGAGGCUGCAAAGACAAAAACAACCGAGGCACUAAAAGCAACUGCAUCGGCUGUGGGUCAGGGUGCAGCCUGGACAUGGGAUACCAUGCCUGUAAAGGGCGUCCGCGCUGCUGCUAGGGUCACUGGAAGCGGCAUCGAGUAUGCGACACGGCCAGUGCGGCAAACCAAGGCUUUCCAGGCUGUCAAAGAGACCAUUGAUGAUGGAAGCUCCUCGCGGUAUGGCGGUUGGGUUGAAAAGGAGGAGCGUCGAAAGAGGCGAGAGUUACGUGAGCUCAAUGAGCUCAAGCGAACUGGAGGCAAGAAAGCUGGACCAAUGGAAGAAGACCCAAAUGCUGGUACGAACGUCACAUUGCACAAGGAUGCAAAGUACAAGGAGGUCUGGAGGGAGUGGAAAGACAACUCCAAGCUCGCACAAGGUUUCUUCAACAUGAAGGCCGUCUAUAGGGAGUCUGACAAUGCCAUCAUUGAGACGGCUCGCAGCAUCUCGGACCGCAUUACUGGAUUCUUUGCCGAAAAUGAAACCGCCAUGGUCAUCAAGAGGUUCCGAGAAAUGGAUCCCAAUUUCCAGAUGGAGGAAUUCCUGACCGAGAUGCGUGAAUACAUCUUGCCCGAGGUUCUGGACGCAUACGUCAAAGGCGACGUCGCUGUCCUGAAGGAGUGGUUGUCGGCGGCUCAGUACUCGGUCUAUGCUGCGCUGAUGCAACAGUAUCAGGCCGCUGGUCUCAAGUCUGACGGCAAGAUCGUGGAUAUCCGUGGUGUCGAUGUGCUCAACGCCAAACUUCUAGAGCCAGGGGAGAUACCUGUCUUCAUCCUCACUUGCAGAACCCAAGAGGUCCAUGUUUACCGCAAUGCAAAGAGCGGAGAGUUGGCAUCGGGUAUGGACGACAAGGUCCAACAGGUCACCUAUGCCAUUGGUGUCACUAGAAUACCAGAGGACGUCAACAACCCCGAGACAAGAGGAUGGAGAUUGAUCGAGUUGCAAAAGAGCGCGAGGGAUUAUUACUGAGCGACUCAUUGCACCAAUCUCUCCCGUUUCAUAUACGCCGACCACUGUACGAUUACAAUCUCUGUUCGCAUCUUCACGCUAGCGCUCCUGUUCUCUCAGCAUCUUUGGCGUCCAAAAGAUUUAGCUGUCCUGUUUUACUAUUAACCCUGUGUUGACGGGGAAUUUGGUUUGUUCUCUGGGUCAUGGAAGUGGAUAGACGAGCGUUGCAGAUGAGCAUGGCGUUCGACAUGACACACUUCUCUACUCUGUAUGUAUUAGUAUGAUGAUUGAACGGAUGGUUACAAAGAGGGUAUGGGCCGCGCAAAGCAUUCAGGGGCAGGG